AUUUAAUAAGUACACGGAGUGAGUACCUACUAAUUCCAACGUAACCUAUUUACAUAGGUACUCGUGCUGCCCACUGUGAUGGUCACUUCCUUGCCCAAAUGCUUGCCCUGAGUGUAGUGUAAAUGUGGCAUUGAUCUACACAUGGAUUUAGUUGUACGGAGUACCUACCUACUAAUUCCAAUGAAUGUCAAUGUCAAAACUAUUAUUCUAGCUGUCGGUUUUUACGUUUUUACCCAACCUGUGACAGUGAGUGAUCUCAAGCAAGACUCCUAAAACCAAAUCUAAACAAAAUAAAAACAAGGAAAAAAACCCAAAGUGCAUACAGACAGACAUUUUCUGUUAGUUGUGCUACGAGUAUUCUUUGAACAAAUAAAUUAAUGUAUUAUUUUCUAUACUAAGUCCUUUUUGCACGACUUAGUCUGGAAUCAUCAAAUUACCUAUACAACAAGUCUUUGAUCAUCAGCAGUUACUUCUUCGUCCUUGCUCCAAGUUCAAGGUUGCGACUUUGAGAAUUGCUUAAUCGAAAACAUAACGACAGGUAUUUUUAAUUAUUUCAGAUGGUUCACAAAAGUAACGAGAUUUCAAAAAGAAACUUAUAUGACAGAGUCAAAAAGCUAUUAGUUUCUUAUGACUGGAGCGACUGCAGCUUUUCUGUGUCUGGGAAAGAUUUUAAAGCCCAUAAACUCAUUCUGGGUAUAAGCAGUCCUGUGUUUGAAGCCAUGUUUUAUGGACCAUUAUCAACAGAACAAGAUGUCCUUAUAACAGAUAUAGAGCCAGAUAUAUUUCAGUUAGUUCUUAAUUAUAUUUAUACAGAUUAUGUUGAAAUCACAUCAAUAGAACAAGCUUUUGAGUUACUGUAUGCAUCUAGAAAAUAUCUUCUUGAGCAUUUAACAGAGAUGUGCAUUGCCUACAUUCAAGAAAAUAUCAGUGUUGACAAUGUGAUAGAAGUUCUCAACUAUCCAGAGUAUCUGCAAGAUAAACAGUUAAUUUCAUUUUCCUUAAAACUAUUUUGUCAACAUGCAUAUCACCUCAUACAGGAAAACAAAGUUUUCAUAUCUUUGUCAUGUUUGAAAUUAAUAUUAGAAUGUGAGAAAAUAAAUAUUAUGGAAAAAGAUCUCAUUAAACAAGUAUUUGAAUGGACUACAUGUUAUUGUACAUUAAAUGAUAUUACAUGUACAUUUGAAAAUAGAAGACAAAUCCUGAUUGAUAAUGGUAUAUUAAAAUUGUUGAGGAUAUUUACACUCUCAAUGGAUGAUAUUGAGGAAAUUACUAAAGAUGAAAACAAUUUACUGUUGCCUAAUGAAUCAGAUCAUAUCAAAAGAGUGGCUAUGCAGUCUGAAGAUGUGGCCAGUAAUAACUACAAUAAUUUACUAGGCAAGUGUUUGAUACCACGAACUUCAAUAAGCAUGCAGUGGCAUUUUUGCCAUCGCAGUCCAAUAAGGCCUGUUGCACCCAUUGUUAUUGAUUCAAGCAAUAAUGUUGUGACCACACGGUUAAAGUCAAACAAAUCCAUAUUUCUUAAUUCCCUGUAUAUACCUACCAGGAUGGCUCCGGCAGUAACAUUUAGAACUAAUAGCCCUAAGAUUUAUUCUGAGCAACUUUGUAUAUCUAUCAUUUCAGAGUCUGAUAACAAUGUAAUUAAACACACAAAUUUUAUGAACAAUGUGGAGUAUAAUGCAGUUGUUGAUGUAGAACUAAAUGAACCAUGUCUUCUUAAAAAAGAUGAAUGGUAUAAAAUCUGUUUUACUUGGCCUCAAAAUAGAUUUGUGUCAUACUCUUAUGUUGCAGAAUUUAGAGAUACAGUAUAUAAAGGCCAUAAAAUCUGUUUAGAUUUUGAUGAUUCCUCUUCAGUUGGAAGCUGUGGAAGUUUUCUUGGUGGUUUAAAAUACUGUUUGUAGAUGAAUCAAAUGAUAGUAAAAGAGUUUAAAUUUUAUCAAAAUCUGAGCAUUAUCAUAGUUAAAUCUCUAAUCACAUAAGACUCUGUACUACUGGAAUGAUGAAAGAAUAAGAUAAUAAUCAAACGAGAACAUAACAUAGAAUAAAAUUUAAUGGGAUAUUAAGGCAUGAUAGGGUUGAAAUUACAUUGUUGAGUUUUUAUUAAUAAAUCAUGUUUAGUCAUUA
This is a messenger RNA of Plodia interpunctella (Indianmeal moth), 2121 nucleotides long. RefSeq lists its product as uncharacterized. Gene Ontology annotation, molecular function: protein binding. Gene Ontology annotation, cellular component: cytosol. The record is from RefSeq and is a predicted model, not a curated record. NCBI's taxonomy places the organism in Eukaryota, Metazoa, Arthropoda, Insecta, Lepidoptera, Pyralidae. Gene Ontology annotation, biological process: neurogenesis. The transcript is spliced from 2 exons. The coding region runs from base 558 to 1898 and encodes 446 amino acids.